Dentiscutata erythropus is the source of this 141-nucleotide messenger RNA. Lineage: Eukaryota; Fungi; Glomeromycota; Glomeromycetes; Diversisporales; Gigasporaceae. The record is from the annotation of a GenBank genome assembly.
GUCGUUAUGGUCAAAUACGGUAGAGCUAUUGAUAUGUGUGGAAGAAACUUUUUGUAUAAUUGUGGUGUUUUCGUUCUUGAUGAACCUACCGCAAAUUUUGAUUAUUCUGAUAAGUUUAUCAAAGUUUCGAAGAGAAAGCAA